Pelagomonas calceolata is the source of this 1155-nucleotide messenger RNA. The record is from the annotation of a GenBank genome assembly. NCBI's taxonomy places the organism in Eukaryota, Pelagophyceae, Pelagomonadales, Pelagomonadaceae.
AAAAUGAUCCUCACAACUUGCGCCGCCUGCGCCGCCCCACUGGCCCUCGACGCGCCGCGUUGCGUACGCUGUAAAGUUCGCUAUUGUGACUCGACUUGCCAACAUGACCACUGGCGCCGCGGCCACAAGCAAAUGUGUAAGAAAAUACACCGCGGCGGCAACGCGGAGCAAUAUCACGCCGACAAAAAAUACAAGGAGGCCGUCGCGGCCGCGGUCGAGAAAUGCGCGGCGGACACGAAGGGCCAGACGUGCUACAUCUGCACGCAGGCCCUCCAUUGGAAGACGAAGGAGGGCCUCGUGCGCGGGUGUGCGUGCCGCGGGACGUCGGGCUUCGCCCAUGUAUCGUGCUUGGCGGAGCAGGCGAAGAUUUUGGUCGCGGAGGGCGAGGAGAACAAUUUGGGCCUCAAGGCGAAGGAAGCGAGGUGGGAACGGUGGCACACGUGCAGCUUGUGCGAGCAACGCUACCACGGCGUUGUGUUGUGUGCGCUUGGGUGGGCGUGCUGGAAGACGUACGUGGAAAGGGAAAAAACAGACUGUCACCGGUUCCAUGCGAUGGCCAUACUCGGAUCAGGUUUACGAGCGGCGUUUACACUGGGAAGUCCGCAGAAGGAGAAGGAGAAGUUUAGCAAAGAAGCGCUCAGGGUUUUCGAGGCGCAAUUGUCUGAGCUACAGACUUUACAUAAGAAAGCAAAGGUAGAAUUACAAUUGAAUACAAUGAUGAACAUCGCCGCUUGCUAUGCUGACCUCCGUUGGCACGAAAAGUCCCUGUCAAUGAAACGCGAAAUGUACUACAAGGCGGAGGCGUUCAACUAUCCAUUCGAGGGCCGGCUGCAGAUUGCUAUUAACUUAGCGAAUUCUCUCAUCGUUUUAGGUCAUCACGCCGAGGCAAAGUCAUUCCUGCGGCAGACCAUAGAUAUGGCAAUAGGCGUUUUGGGGCCCACUGCGAAGUUAAACCAUGUACGAGUUCUAACUCUCCGGGCAAUUUUGGGCAAUGUAUGCUUCCGGUCUGCUGCCUCACGAGAAGACGUCGCGGAGGCAGAGAGGAUAAUAGCUGACGUCCUUAAGAAUGAGCGGCGGGUCCUUGGACCUGCGCACCCGGAGACGCUCAGCACCCAGAGGGAUCUGGAGAAAGUGCGUGCGGUCCUGCGCGCAUAG